GAUUUGUUUACUUCCUAUCGGUCCUCGCGGGACACGAUGAUGAUGCGCGCGCGGUCAUGGUCCAAGCAGAGGGGGAUGCCCGGGAUGCGCACUUCCUAUCUAUCUAUCUGCGUGAGUUCAAAGAGUAACAUGAAUACAAUCGUUUAUACGCAGCGCUGUUGUUGCCUUUCUCCUAGCCUCCUUUAAGCCACGCCAGGGGAAUUAUGUGAGCCGUCAGGGCCCUCUAUGAUACGCGUGGUUCUGGAGGUGUGUGUGCGCGUGUGCACGUGUCUCUGUCCCGGCCUCCUCCCUGCUGCGCCGUGAUGCCUCCUCGGGAACUACCCGAGAUUCCUCGGCCUGGAGAGGGCGUGGCUGGCACAUCUGGACCGACUGGCUGCUGUCGUGGGUAAACUGCUCCGGUUUUGGUUGUGCCACGAUUCGAUAGCUGUGGAAUAGACUGUAUCCCGCCACACGGGGCCACAUUCAGAUGGGAACGCCCUUCUUCUCCCGGGAGCCAACUCGACCGCCGCCCCUCCUCGCUUCCGGUUUCGCCCCGCUCCACUUGCGCACUACCUUCGUGAAACGGCGUUGCCAUAGUUACAAAUAACAGGCGUUUGAUAAGGAGCGUCUGAACUUCCUCCUCGGUCCCAGUGAGCGCGCGCUGUCAACAGAGCGAGAGACUGAGCCGAGAUCACCGCGCGCCACUUACGCACAUCUGCAAGCCACUUCAGCUACUUGAGGAUAAGUAGAAGCUGUUUCGGGGUGUGUGUGUGUUUUAUCUCCGUGUGCAUCUCCCGGUAACUAUGCAGAAUAGAGGGACGUUUAUCAGCCCUUUCUCCAGACCGCGCUGCGUGGCGGCGGCGUCGGAGAAAACGAAACUAACUCAUCCGGGAAAGGCGAUUCUUGCAGGCGGCCUCGCAGGCGGCAUAGAGAUCUGCAUCACAUUCCCUACAGAGUACGUCAAGACCCAACUUCAACUGGACGAGAAGGCUAAUCCUCCCAAAUACAGAGGAAUAGGUGACUGUGUGAAACAGACGGUUCAGGGUCAUGGUGUUAAGGGGCUGUACAGAGGACUCAGCUCCCUAGUAUACGGAUCCAUACCCAAAUCUGCAGUCAGGUUCGGGGUGUUUGAGUUCCUCAGCAAUCACGCGAGGGACGAGUCCGGUCGACUGGACAGCACCAGAGGCCUGUUCUGUGGGCUGGGAGCGGGGAUCCUGGAGGCUGUCGUGGUGGUCUGCCCAAUGGAAACUGUCAAGGUUAAAUUCAUCCAUGACCAGACUUCCGCAAACCCCAAAUACAAAGGCUUCUUCCACGGAGUCAGAGAGAUUAUCAAAGCACAAGGAAUAAGAGGGACAUAUCAGGGUCUCACUGCAACGGUCCUCAAACAAGGCUCCAACCAAGCCAUUCGAUUCUAUGUAAUGACCUCGCUCAAGAACUGGUACAAAGGUGACGACCCAAACAGAGCCAUGAAUCCCCUGGUGACUGGGGGGUUCGGAGCCGUAGCCGGAGCAGCCAGUGUCUUUGGGAACACUCCUCUAGACGUCAUCAAGACGAGGAUGCAGGGUCUGGAAGCACAUAAAUACAAAAGCACAAUGGACUGUGCUACAAAGAUCCUGAGACAUGAGGGCUUGGCAGCUUUCUACAAAGGGACCGUCCCCCGGCUGGGCCGGGUGUGUCUGGACGUGGCCAUAGUGUUCAUCAUCUACGAGGAGGUGGUGAAGGUCCUGAAUGUGGUCUGGAAGACGGACUGAGCCGACUGAGGAGAGGCAGCUCCCUGCUUCAUAUCACGCAUCACAUGGGGAGUUUUUUUGCUGAACUGGGAUCAGGGUGUAUGCUAACCAGUGAGUUAAAGAGCGCGCAGGCGAGGAUCCGCAGAGAAGAAAGAGCGCCUCAAAAGAGGCUUGUGUGUCACACAGUGUGCCAGUGUAGAGGUGGGAUUAUAAAGUUAAGACAAAUAACAGCAAAAUAUGCUUCAUCCUAUACAUACAUCCUUUAUUCACCAUUUAAUUUUAUAUGUGACACUAGGAUGUCCAACAUGAUUCCUUUUACAACAACCUUUUUGCAGACAUAUAAGUAGGUUAUCUGGCUCACUUUGUAAAAUACCCUCAUAUCUUUUCUAUUCAGACAGGUGUUCUACUGCUGCCUACCCUGAGUAUGCAUGCGUCAUACUGGAACUUUCUAGGGUUAGCAGGUGUGGCUCUCUGCUUCUUCGUAAGCCUUAUAUGGUUUUGAAACCAGAGGAACCAGAGUGCACAUAAACUGCAGCAAAAUCUAUAAGCCUUUACUAGUUUAAGUUUAAAUGUGUCAAUUAUUUUUUAUACAGUAUAGAUUCUUAUUUGGUCUAUUGCCAACAUUGUAGUGUAAUUACAAAGUAUGAUACAUUUUAUUCCUGUGCCAAAUUUUGAACCUGUGUUCAGAGUAGCCUGGUGAUCGUAACAAGAGAAUAUAUGACUUGUAUUGUGACAUUGGUUAUAAAUGUAUUUAUUGAACGAUGAAUGUUUAAUGUGGACACGGUUGAGGAUUUUAAAAUCCUGUGACCAGGUCCGGGUGUCAAGGUGUUUUUAAUGUUGGGUAAAAUAUUUUAUUUCGGUAUUUCAGUCUAAAUGACCCAAAUACAUUUAAGUCACCAACACUAAGGUACGUCAGACCUCUUUUUAACCCCUUAAAAGGAGCCACCCAAACAAAAGGUCCUCUGCUCACUCGUGAAGCAGAUUUCAUAUGUUCCCCACUUCAGUGAUACAGGAUAUGAAAGAAAGAAGAGAAUUAUCCUUCUGCUGGACCCAUUUAUUCAUUUUUUUUCAGGAAGUCGCUCUCGGUUGGAGCUCCUCCCAAUUCGUUGAAAUAAUAUUUAACCUAUGAGGAGAGUCGCUGCUUUGUUAAUGUUAAGGUCUUUUCAAAGUGCCUUUUGCUGAGAAACAUCCACUCAACAGUUGCAAUGUGUCUAUUACUGUAAUAGUUGUAACAAUAUGCUGAUGGAUUUUCAUCUUUUUCUGUUUGGCCAAACAAAAUGCUUUUGUUCCUUGCUGCCAAAUAGCGAUGAUAAAUGUAAUUGUCACAGCGAAUCAAUGUACUCACGCCUGUGUGUGUUCUUUCUUUGUGACUUGUGCAAUAAAUACCGCCCCUCCAUUUGUCUGCACUUAACGUAGAGUCCUCUGUUAUUCCGGGGAGUGGCAGGGAGGGGGCGAUUCAAAAUUCAAUAAAACAAACAUCUAAAAAAUUGA
Molecule: messenger RNA, 3200 nt
Organism: Gasterosteus aculeatus aculeatus (three-spined stickleback)
Lineage: Eukaryota; Metazoa; Chordata; Actinopteri; Perciformes; Gasterosteidae
Product: tricarboxylate transport protein B, mitochondrial
Biological process (GO): mitochondrial citrate transmembrane transport
Cellular component (GO): mitochondrion
Molecular function (GO): citrate secondary active transmembrane transporter activity
Source: RefSeq, a predicted model, not a curated record